Molecule: messenger RNA, 1920 nt
Organism: Aspergillus homomorphus CBS 101889
Lineage: Eukaryota; Fungi; Ascomycota; Eurotiomycetes; Eurotiales; Aspergillaceae
Product: translation machinery-associated protein TMA46
Exons: 4
Coding region: 414-1472 (352 amino acids)
Biological process (GO): cytoplasmic translation
Cellular component (GO): cytosol
Molecular function (GO): mRNA binding; metal ion binding
Source: RefSeq, a predicted model, not a curated record
UGGCGGAGAGGCAGAUUAUGUGAAGUUGUUCCGCCACACUUGGAAACCCACACCUUGAAAAUGUGGAGGAACCUGCAACCACUGCCUUCUUCUCUCUUCUUGUUCGUUUGACCAUCCCGGUUGUUGAUUCUUAUCCUGCCCAGCCACGGCGUUGUGAUUUUCUUGUCUGACUCUUUUUGGACGUCAGGCCGACUCUCAUUCAGACAUUCUCCUUGUCUUGUCUAUUGUAAUUCACUCCUCCGCUAGCGGACUGUACCUUUCAUCAGCCCGCUUGAGUUUGGCUCGUCUGUGGAAGUUCCCUUCUUCAACUUCCCAAUUCUAUACUUGAGGGCGCAUACUCUCAUCUGAGCAACUCUUCCCUUCUAUAUUCCAUUUUUGUUCCCAAAAAAGCGCAUAAGAUAAAAGCCGCCAUCAUGCCUCCCAAGAAAGCUGAUCAACCUAAGAAGAAGAAGGCCACGGUCGACGACAAGACCUUUGGUAUGAAAAACAAAAAAGGUGGUUCCGCCAAACGACAGAUCGCCCAACUCAACGCGCAAGCGGCAUCCAACAAGAACGCCGAAGAGAAGAAGCGAGAAGCCGAAAAGGCUCGUCGGGAGGCCGAGAAGAAGGCUGCUGAGCAAGCCAGGAAGGAGGCGGCCGACCUGUUCAAGCCCGUACAGGUCCAGAAGGUUCCUUUUGGUGUCGAUCCCAAGACGGUCGUUUGUAUUUUUUACAAGCAGGGCAACUGUGAGAAGGGUCGCAAGUGUAAAUUCAGCCACGACCUGAGCCUGGAGCGCAAGGCCGCCAAGAGAGAUUUGUACACCGAUUCUCGAGAUGUCAAGGCUGCGGAGGAGGAGGCCAAGAAGAAGGACACCAUGGACGAUUGGGACGAGGAGAAACUGCGCAAGGUCGUCAUGAGCAAGCACGGUAACCCUCGGACUACGACGGACAAGGUCUGCAAGUACUUUAUUGAAGCGGUCGAGAACCAGAAGUACGGUUGGUUCUGGACCUGUCCCAAUGGAGGCGACAAAUGCAUGUACAAGCACAGCUUGCCACCAGGAUUCGUCCUGAAGACCAAGGAGCAGAAGGCAUCAGAAAAGGCCUUGAUGGACAAAUCACCGCUCAACACCCUGACGCUGGAGGAUUGGUUGGAAUCCGAACGCCACAAGCUCACGGGCGAUCUGACCCCUGUCACCCCCGAGACCUUCGCCCAGUGGAAGAAGGAGCGCUUGGACAAGAAGGCUGCCGAAGAGCAGGCUCAGAAGGCCAAGGAAGCCACUGGACGAACCUUGUUCGAAAGCGGGAACUGGCGCGCUGAGGACAGCGAGAGUGAGAGUGAAGACGAGGAUGAUGGAGUGUGGAACCUGGAAGCUCUGCGGCGGGAGACGGAGAAGAUCCGCGAGCAGAAGGAAGAGGAACGCCUGGCCAAGCUACAGGGUGAACCCGUGCCGGUUUCGAAUGACGCACAGAUCGCCCAAGAAGGUGCAGGCUGAAUGAGUCCUGUACGAAGCUCCCAAGUAAGCGAACUUGCUUGGGUGUUUGGGCUGCGAACCUCCCACACUACAAUCGGUGAACCGGGCCGUUGCCCGGGCCCGAGAUGUUGAUCGUGUUGAUGGACGGUGGAUACGAUGCUCUCCCGUUGCGUAUCCCGCAGGUAUAUGCUACGUGAUCGUUUGUAUUGAUCUCCGCGACUGGGUUUGAUGGCUCCGACGGUUAACGUGAAGACGGUUUGUCGUGUCGCCUUUGGUUCUUCCCUUCAGAUACCCUGCGAAGGAUAUUGAGGUUUGAUUCAAUGCUCAAAGCCUUGAUCGAGAGAACAGCCAAGGCGGCGGAGAUUACACAGGAUUGAGAUAGAUCAAUGUGUUGCGGUGAGAGGAUGACUGACAUGAUUUACUAAGCCAUAUUUGUAUGUAAGAUUUUCUCUCAAACAUAAGCCAGCGC